UGCAACCUGCCCCAACCAGCAGAAUCAGAAGUCGCAGUCACUUUUUCUCGUCCAAGUGUGUUUUUGCUGGCCCAGACCCCGAAAACCUUUAACAAAGAGAUAAACACGGCCGUAUUGCAGGCAAAAGUGUGAAGAAUUGAUUAUUUCCCCCCUUUCUCUCUCUCGAUUGAAUUGCCUUCCCUCGUAGUUUUGCCUUCACCCAGUGUUGUCUGUACGAUAUUUUGCAUCCGAGUGUGUUAUGCGUGUGUUUUCCACAGUGCCACGGCCAAGUACGCAGUGAAACGCUCUAGUCACAACACGGGAGUGAUCUGUGCUCCACUCCACUACAAGAGUCUGUGAGAGUGUGAGUGUGUGGUGUGAAGAAGCAACAUAAAAGCGAACAGGGAAGGUCGUGUGUGAUAACAGAUUUCGUGAAAUCCACGUAAUUGCUUGCUAAAGUACAGCGUACACAGCGAGCCCUACCAGCAGCAGCGCAGCAGCACCAUCAUCAUCAUCAUCCUUCAUCGCCCACACGUCCGCGACCAAUCUUCUACGCCAAAAUGUCGUACGCUUACUUGUUCAAAUACAUCAUCAUAGGAGACACAGGUGUGGGCAAGUCCUGCCUGCUGCUGCAGUUUACCGACAAACGCUUCCAGCCGGUGCACGAUUUGACGAUCGGCGUCGAGUUCGGGGCACGCAUGAUCACCAUCGACGGCAAGCAGAUCAAGCUACAGAUCUGGGACACGGCCGGCCAGGAAGCGUUCCGGUCGAUCACCCGCUCGUACUACCGCGGGGCGGCCGGCGCCCUGCUCGUGUACGACAUUACGCGCCGCGAAACGUUCAACCACCUGACCACCUGGCUGGAGGACGCCCGGCAACACUCCAACUCGAAUAUGGUCAUUAUGCUGAUCGGCAAUAAGAGUGAUCUUGAUUCACGCCGCGAAGUGAAGAAGGAGGAAGGGGAAGCGUUCGCGCGCGAGCACGGGCUGGUGUUUAUGGAAACGUCCGCCCGUACGGCGGCCAACGUCGAGGAAGCGUUCAUCAACACGGCGAAGGAGAUCUACGAAAAGAUUCAGGAGGGUGUGUUUGAUAUCAAUAAUGAGGCUAACGGCAUCAAGAUUGGCCAGCAGCACUCCCCGACGAGCCCAUCGCUGGGCAGCGGCAACAGCCCGGGCGGACCGGCCAGCAGUGGUUGCUGCUAAGCGUCGUGCCGCCAGCCACCGACGAUCAUGAUGUGCAAUGCCGUGCCCGACGACGGUCCGCCGCUGGGCCGAAGCUGGGAUGAAAUUAAGUAAAUUGGUCUAACAACUGGGAUUGGAACAAAAUGGCAAGCGAGCGAGCGAGCGAGCGAAAAACAGGGGCGGGCGGAGGUUUGCGUGCACUCUGUAGCGUUUCACCCUUCUUCGGUCGAACCUACUCCUUUUUCGGCCAGACUGUGCUGAAUCAGCGAAUGCGGGUCACCGAAGGGAUGAUCGCUACAGAACAGCUACACAACCGAAGGCGAUCAACGGGGGAGAGAAACAGGAAGAGAUAUGGAAUAAACAAAGUUGGGGCUGCUUUUCCUUUCCCCUUCCCUCUAUUACA
Anopheles arabiensis is the source of this 1563-nucleotide messenger RNA. RefSeq names its product ras-related protein Rab-2A (gene Rab2). Lineage: Eukaryota; Metazoa; Arthropoda; Insecta; Diptera; Culicidae. The coding region runs from base 540 to 1181 and encodes 213 amino acids. The record is from RefSeq and is a predicted model, not a curated record. The transcript is spliced from 4 exons. Gene Ontology annotation, cellular component: Golgi apparatus. Gene Ontology annotation, molecular function: GTPase activity; GTP binding.